CCUCCCCACCUCAUCGCCCUCGUCCAUGUCGCUGUGCGGGCCGAGCCCAGAGCUCGCGGCGCUCGACGCGCAGGUGCCCAACAAGAUCGAGUGGCGCUACGAGAUGCGCCGCGAGGCCCAGGAGAUCCUCCCUGGACUCUACGUCGGGCCGUUUCAGCCUAGCUGGAAGCGCGAGGCCCUUAAGGGCCUGGGCAUCACCCACAUCCUGUGCAUCGCCGACCCUCGCGAGGCCCACUUGUUCAAGCCUCGCUUCCCGGACGACUUUGUCUACCUCAUCCAGGACAUCCGCGACGCCGACGACCAGAACCUCAUCCGCAUCUUCCCUCAAGCUCAAAUGUUCAUCGACUCGGCCCUGUCGGCCGGCGGGCGCGUCUACGUUCACUGCGGCGACGGCAUCAGCCGCUCACCCGCCAUCGUCACCGCCUACGUCAUGAUCAAGACCGGGCUCAACCAUGAGGACGCGUUCGCCUUUGUCCAGUCGAGGCGGUUCUGCGUCGCGCCGCGCACCGAGUUCGUCCACCAGCUCGAGGCGUACCGCCCUAUGGUUCUCGCGGCGCAGACGAUGGCGGCUGACCAAGGCGCGCAGGCCGGUCAGCGCACGAACCGCCGCGGUCGCGAUGACGACGACGAGGAG
Messenger RNA from Rhodotorula graminis WP1, 634 nucleotides. RefSeq lists its product as uncharacterized. NCBI's taxonomy places the organism in Eukaryota, Fungi, Basidiomycota, Microbotryomycetes, Sporidiobolales, Sporidiobolaceae. The record is from RefSeq and is a predicted model, not a curated record. Gene Ontology annotation, molecular function: protein tyrosine/serine/threonine phosphatase activity; F-box domain binding. Gene Ontology annotation, cellular component: cytoplasm; nucleoplasm. The annotation marks the transcript as partial. Gene Ontology annotation, biological process: protein dephosphorylation; regulation of ERK1 and ERK2 cascade; negative regulation of SCF-dependent proteasomal ubiquitin-dependent catabolic process. The transcript is spliced from 6 exons.